Molecule: messenger RNA, 734 nt
Organism: Drosophila elegans
Lineage: Eukaryota; Metazoa; Arthropoda; Insecta; Diptera; Drosophilidae
Exons: 2
Coding region: 90-305 (71 amino acids)
Source: RefSeq, a predicted model, not a curated record
GUCAGUUUAUGGCAACGGAUCCGUUAGUUUAACACACUUUUUCUUGAAGCGAACAAGUUGAGCGUGGCUUUGCGAAAUAAAACCCGAAAAUGUGCGACUACCAGAGGGAGUACUCCUUUGUUUUUGACGACAGCUCCUGCGAGGGCGACGUCUCGAUGGCUGUCCACGACAGUGGAUUCGAGUCCUUGUGGCAGCAGGUGGGCGAGGAGAUGCGAAGGGAGCGGGAGAUGAACGAGCUCGGCCAACUUUUCCAGCAAAACUUGACCCUGAGUCCGCCGGCCUACGCAGAUCAAUGGAGAUUCUAGUGCAACGACCACCCAGAGCCAGCUCAUUGUGAUAUUUGUACAUAUAUAUAUAUAAGCCAUACCAGCCAUACCUUCGAUGGAGCAUUUUUGACAAGUGCUCGCACUUUUUACAUUAUACCUACCAGCCCGAAACGGUUUUUGUAUACUUCUGUUCAUGCGUAGUUUAUGAAGUCACCAUGUCCGUGUUUUCAAAUGUUUGCUUUCGUGAAACAUCGCUUUGUUUUGUCACUUUACCAAGUAAUCAAUUUGUACCAAACACAUGAUUGUCCUAGAUCCUAAAUUGGCAAAUGUCUUGCCUUCGAUAUCGUAAAUGAAUUUGUUAGCCUACGAGCACAUAAGGUAUACAAGAGCGCAAAGGGAAAAGUUCGAAAUUUGUCAAAUACUUACCCAAAACGAUUAAAAUAAAUUUGCCAUGUACGUAUAAAGUAA